Messenger RNA from Cyphellophora attinorum, 474 nucleotides. RefSeq lists its product as uncharacterized. The transcript has a single exon. Bases 1 to 474 code for a protein of 157 amino acids. The record is from RefSeq and is a predicted model, not a curated record. NCBI's taxonomy places the organism in Eukaryota, Fungi, Ascomycota, Eurotiomycetes, Chaetothyriales, Cyphellophoraceae.
AUGCAGCGUGCAAUCCAAGAAGCCAAGCAGCGAUAUGGCCUGUCCGGCAAUGUCCAGCAACUGCCGCAGCCCCAACUCGUCAAGAUCCAGCAAAUAGCUGCACAUGCUGCGAAGCAAGAACUCGAAACGCGCCGCCAACAGAUGCAGGCUCAGUUCCAGAUGCAACGCGCCCAACAAGCCGCCCAGGCGCAGGCACAGGCUCAUGGUGAAAUGGUCGAUGGCCAGGGUGGUGCCGGCAUGGAUAGAGUUGUGGGUGGCGGUGUGAGAGGGGAAGGAGAAGGUCAGUGGGAUCCAGAGGAGGCUGCAGCGGAGUUCUCGCGGGAAGUUUCUCCUCCUCCUGUGGGAGCACGUCUGUUUCCCUUCGGCAGACAAGGCAAUGCUGUCCAGGGGGUAGUGGAGAGCCUCGAACAGGAGGUGGAAGAGAAGGUCAAGAACGGGCUGGAGCUGGAAGCCACACAGGAGCGAAGCACCUAA